Molecule: messenger RNA, 641 nt
Organism: Baudoinia panamericana UAMH 10762
Lineage: Eukaryota; Fungi; Ascomycota; Dothideomycetes; Mycosphaerellales; Teratosphaeriaceae
Exons: 1
Coding region: 281-532 (83 amino acids)
Source: RefSeq, a predicted model, not a curated record
UCCUUGAUGUUCCACGAGAGGGAAAAGCGGUAAAUGAACUGUACCUACUGUCUCUGGAGAAUGGACUACACUUCUGGCGCGAGAUGGGGACGGGAUACUGGAAGCAGUCGUUGGAUUUGUAGCGACGAAGCCAAAGUUCUGAUGAUCGUGGGAUCCGAUGUUUGAUGCAGAGAGCUAUUGUGCUUUGUCGCAAAAGGUGUCACUCUCUGGUGAACUUACUGUGAGCCUACGCCACCACUACACCAUUUGACGUCGACAAAGCCUUUGUUGUGAGCAGGGCAUGGUUGUCGUACACGUUGCUCUGAUGUCUUUGGUAGUUUCCGUCGCUGACAACACUUCUGCGGCAGGAGGGUUUCGGUCUUCAGGUCUGAUGAAGGAGCGGUACAGCAGCUGUCAAUGCCGAAUUGCCGAUCGUUGGCCAUCACGUAUCACAACAAAUGUUGCGGAGAUCCCAGCCAUGCAUCAUGGACUGUCUUGCUUGAGCAGGAGCUCUCAUUCCAUGUGUGACUUGAUGAUUGAAGAAAUGGUAUGAAGAAAUGGUAUGAUGUGGAUGUAAGGUAACUGUCACAGAGUGAGCCGGAACUGUGGUAGCGCCGCGGUCCUGCUGAGUGCUAUGCGGUAGUAUCCCUCUGAUCUAUUCG